Molecule: messenger RNA, 3917 nt
Organism: Oncorhynchus mykiss (rainbow trout)
Lineage: Eukaryota; Metazoa; Chordata; Actinopteri; Salmoniformes; Salmonidae
Product: meteorin
Biological process (GO): glial cell differentiation; positive regulation of axonogenesis
Molecular function (GO): hormone activity
Source: RefSeq, a predicted model, not a curated record
ACUCCUCUCUUUAUGCACUAGGAUCAGUGAGCCAGAAUAGAGGUAGGGAUGCUCCUUUAAAACUGUAGCUGGAAAUCAGCAAGAAGAGGAGGGUACCGUGCUAUGGAGGUUGCCAAGAACAGCAAAAUACAAUUUGCUUAGAUAGGGGAUGGUGGAGAUUCCCAUGCUUAAAGGUUGAAGGGACUGCAUCUUUGGAACAUUUACGUUUUUCUCAUUUGUAGCACGUACUGAAGGAAAUGGCUAUUUCUUGGAUUUACAAAGUUUGGAUCCUACUCUUACCCAUUGUUGACUGCGCUCUGUCCAGUUAUUCCGAAGACCAAUGCAGCUGGAGGGGGAGUGGUCUGUCCCAGCAGCAAGGCAGUGUGGAGCAGAUCUCCCUCCACUGUUCUGAGGGUGCUCUGGACUGGCUCUAUCCUAAGGGGGCGCUCCGCCUCACCCUGUCCCCCAGGUUGCCCUCUGCGGCAGUGGGGCCUGGGGGAAGCAGCUCGGGCCUGAUCACGGCCUGCGUCAAGCCCUCCGAGCACUUCCACGGGGCCCAGCUCUACUUGGAGAGAGACGGGGUCCUGGAGCUCCUGGUAGGGGACCGUCUGGAGGAGUCUCCGCCAACCCGGGUGCGCUGCUUCAGCCGCCUGCCCGGCGAGAAGGUGGCCCUCUUCCUCCAGGCCACUCCCCACCAGGACAUCAGCCGCCGCAUUGCAUCUUUCCGCUACGAGCUGAGAGGGGAUUGGACUGUGCGCCUGUCACUCGACUCAAACCCCGUCAGCAGUAAUGAAGGUGCCUGCAGACCCUGUAACAACACAGAGCUCCUUAUGGCUGUCUGCACCAGUGACUUUGUGGUGCGUGGUAACAUCGAGGCGGUGGAUGAGGACAGCGAGUUACGGGCGGCGGUAAUAAAGGUCAGCACCACCCGAGUAUUUCGCCAGAAAUAUGCCCUGUUCACCGGGACAGGCCGCCUGACCCUCUCAGGCGAGAUCAGGACCCUGCUGCAGUGUGGUGUCCGGAACGGGGCAGGAAGCUUCCUCUUCACCGGCCGCAUACACUUCGGCGAAGCGUGGCUGGGCUGCGCGCCCCGCUACAAGGACUUCCUCCAGGCCUACACUCAGGCCAAGUUGGUCCAGCAGCUACCCUGUGAACUGGCUGUGGACUGAGCAGACCACCCCAAAUCUCGGCUGACUACUUCCCUGUAAUAGGGCUUGCCUCACAAUGCAGCCUUAACUCAAUCAACCUGUCCUCUGGUUUGCCAAACCUCUGAGUGAAAGGUGAAGAAGAUCGAAGCUCACCCGAUGGUGUAGCUUCUUAGUCUUCCCCAAAGGACUGUCCAUGCCCAACUCCUCAUUCUUAGCAACAUUCGCAGUGCAAUAUGCAGUCCUGUGGCGAUAUGAAGGACACCGUGGGGACUAGAUGAGAUUAAAUAAUUUGGCACGGGACAAAUUUUCCAGAUGCCAAUAUGCUUAUUCUGAAUUCUCAGAAGAGCUUUCCGUAACAACAAGCAACAAUUUGUCAGGCAUGGAUUCAGAGCUAUUGAGUGUGACUUUGUCUUUUAAACUCAGGAAACUAUGUGAAAAAUUCUGUGGUGAAGUUGGUCUGUUUUAGAAGUUACACAAUUGCUAUUCCAGUAAUUAACCACAAGGCUGUGGUGUUUUUCUAUGGUAGUCUUCAAAAUGGCCACUCAUUUUAUUCAAUGUUUUUUGUUUGGGAAAUCUACCAUUUUGUGUCCAAGAUGUUUGCACAAAUGUGUAGUUGAAACAAACAAUGGUGGACUAUUCUUAGUGUUACAAUUCUUUAUUGGAGAUUAGGGAGGGGAUUUCUCUUUUUCAAUUUUUUUUAUUUUUUUUAUCGUAAUUUGCACUGAUAAGGGAAUGAUCUGGAAUGUCUUGAUGCUGCAAGCACUGAAAACCAAAAUGAAAAGCUGAUUUUAUGUAGCGUAGAAGAGGUGUGAUCAGAACUUAAUAUAUGUACAGAUAUUGCUAGCACAUCUUCAUGCUAGGCUAGGGCUGGCACAUGUUAGCGCUAGUGUAGAAGGUUCAAAUCUUGCUUCGCUCUAGUGCUGAAAGCACUUUCACAACAUUAGUCAACUCGGAGAAAAAAAAUCUCAAGGUAAUAGGAGCUUGUGGGGGAAAUUCUGCCUUUUAGAAACCUGCAUAAAUAUUUAAUGAAGAGUUUUUAUGAUGCUGCUGACUUCCAAGAUUUCAUUGUUAUCUCAGUUUGUUUGAAAAGUUUUAUAUGCUGAUUUAUUUUAAUUUGAAACUGUUUUUCCAGUUGAACAUAAUUAUUUUGCAGUAGUGUUUCCCAUUGCAGCCAUUUUGUAGUUAUUCAUACCCAUUUUCCACAUAAAAAAAUUGCCACCUGUAAGCCUAAGAAAGCUGUCUGCAAAAUUCUAACAAAACAGAUGUCUUGAUAUUGAGAUGCUGUAAGGCCUACUGGCCCAGAUUUAUGUCAUUGUUACUGUAUUAAUGGGAGUUUGAGGACAUUUUUUAUGUUUGUCAACAGUUGUAGUCCCACAACAGCAAUAUUCCUAACUGUAAAAGUCCAAUGGAAUAUGUCUCAAAGCUGGCAGAAAGAGUUGCAGUAGCGAUCUAAUUUUCACAAGCAUGUGUCCGAAAUGUUGAUCACCAUGUUGAGCCGUGGAAACCUCAAGCAAUUUUGUCCAAAUAUCAAUACUGAAUUCUUCAAGCAAUAUUCAAUGUAUUUGCGUAAUAGUCUUUAUACCAGUUUUGGGGUUAGCAGUAAGUAUGUCUGGGAUAAGUUACGAGGGGGACAAAACAGGUCUGUUUGGCAAUUCUGGUCAGUCAAAAAAUGUCACGUCUUAUGUGCACUAAUCGAUGAAGGAAGCGAUUAAUAUCAAAUUAACGUGAUGUGCUGAAGUGGUAUAUAAAAAGAAAUACGCAAUACUGCCAUGUUUGCUGAUAUUGUCAAUCUGUUUCUGUGUGAUUUUUGUGUUCAUACCAAUGUGAAUGUUAAUAUGUAAAUAAGAACAUCUAAAACAAACUACUUCUGGAGGGGGGAAACGUUUUUCAUUAUUGUGGAGUGUUUAUGUUGUCUGUGACAAAGUCUGAAAAGCUCAUUUGAAUCUCAUGGAUUUUUCUUGGUUGCUUCUUUCACUUACUUUUUAUAGUAAAGUUGUAUAGUUGUACACUUUUAUAGUUCUCGCUCAUGCACACAUCUUUAAAACGUUAGGCUAACUGAGACUACAGAUGACCAUGGUUGAAAAACAUGGCCCAAUUUCAUUACACUGAUUUCAAACCACAACCUCUAGUUGUCCCUUGGAUAUAUGUGGGAGAAAUAUAGACUUUUCCAACUAUGUUAAGUCACUAUAAGUGUCCUUAAUCCUGAUCUCUGAGGGCCCAAAAUGAAUUGCUUGAAUGAAAGUGAGGUAGAGGGAUGCAAACAGACCUAAUGGGUUGCAGGGAGGGAGUGAGAAAAGGACGGUUGGAAUUCUGUUGUGCUCUGACUCCCGCUUUCAGUAAGCAAUACAUUACCAUUAAGGGUAAUGUAGUGUUCGGAGCGGGCUGGGAGGAAUGAUGAUGCCGCAGUCGCUCACUCUGUCCUCAUGCCAGUCAGCCAGGUUUAAAGGGUUAUAUACUCCCUCUCAACCAACAGAAAGCAAGACUGAACACAGGGACUUAAAUUAAGUAAGGGAAUACCCCCCCCCCCCUGAAAUGGACAAAAAUGAAUGGGAAGUCAUUGGCAUUGGACAAACCAUAUACACGGUGUCCAAUACCACCCAAUGUGGCGUUGAUUCGUGUAAAGUUGAUUGCAAAUGCCAUAUGGCAAAUGCCAGUUGUAACACUUUAAAAAUCCAACAGGUGGCGAGUGCGUUCUACUUUGGUUUUUCAUAUUGGAAAUGCAACACAAGUCAACAUCCAAAAGCAACAUUUUGAAAAAGUGAAUUUUUUUUCAAAAACCCCCCAAAAAGU